GCCAGAAGCCCGAGCUCUGUCCCGCGGCGACCCCGAGGCGGCGGAGGUUUCUGAGGGCGGCGUGGCGCGCUCCCCUGGCUUUGGCCUGGCUCCCUCGCGUCGCAGCCCCGUCUGCCCCCCAGCCCGGGCCUCCCGGGGCCCGCCCGUCCCCCGCGUUCCUCCCCGCGGCCUCGGCCAGGCCGCAGCCCCCAGCCCCGGCGACCGACUCGCCAGGAUCCGCCCCACCGCGGCGGCCCGGGCCCAGCCGCUCCUCCCCCGAUGAUGUCACGUCCCCGGCCGCCCCUCGGCCGGCCGCGCCGCCCCGCCCCCGCCUCCCCCGGCCCCCAGUCCCCUGGGCCCGCCCGCUCCCGCCAUCCCUCCUCCCGCCCGCGCUCCCUCCCUUCGACUCCCGCUCCCCCGGGAGCGGCGGCGGCGGCGGCGGCGGCGGCGGGAUGGCCCGGGCCCGCGGCCAGGCCCCGGGGAGCGGCGGCCGGCGGCGGCCGCGGCGGGGCGGCGCGGGAACCGGGCCCCGGGGGGAGUCGGCCGGGCUGCUGCUGCUGCUGCUCCAGGUGCUGCCGCCCGGGGCUGCGGCAGGGCCGGGGCGCCGGGGCACGCGGGGAGCCGGCGGCGGCGGCGGCGGCGGCGGCGUCUGCUGGCCCGGCGCUGCCCCUGCCUUUCCCCGGGACGCGCGGCUGCUGCUGCUCCUGCCGCCGCUGCCGCCGCUGUCGCCGCCGCCGCCGCCGCCGAGCUCCGCGCCAGCAGCCUCCGCCUCCCGGAUGGACACUCUGCCCCGCGGCGGGCUGAACCUGAAGGAGGAGCCGCUGCUGCCCGCCGGCCUGGGCUCGGUGCGCUCCUGGAUGCAGGGCGCGGGCAUCCUGGACGCCAGCACCGCGGCGCAGAGUGGCGUGGGCCUGGCACGCGCACAUUUUGAGAAGCAGCCCCCCUCCAACCUCAGGAAAUCCAACUUCUUCCACUUCGUGCUGGCCAUGUAUGACCGGCAGGGGCAGCCCGUGGAGGUGGAGCGCACAGCUUUCAUCGAUUUCGUGGAAAAGGACCGUGAACCUGGGGCCGAAAAGACAAACAACGGGAUCCAUUACCGCCUCCGAUUGGUGUAUAACAAUGGACUUCGGACGGAGCAGGACCUCUAUGUGCGCCUCAUUGACUCCAUGUCCAAGCAGGCCAUCAUCUAUGAGGGGCAGGACAAGAACCCCGAAAUGUGCCGAGUGCUGCUCACUCAUGAGAUCAUGUGCAGCCGGUGCUGUGACCGGAAGAGCUGUGGCAACCGGAACGAGACACCCUCUGACCCGGUCAUUAUUGACAGGUUCUUCCUCAAGUUCUUCCUCAAGUGCAACCAGAACUGCCUAAAGAAUGCAGGGAAUCCCCGAGACAUGCGCCGCUUCCAGGUGGUGGUGUCCACGACGGUGAGCGUGGAUGGGCACGUGCUGGCCGUGUCUGACAACAUGUUUGUGCACAACAACUCCAAGCAUGGUCGCAGGGCGCGCCGCCUGGACCCCUCUGAAGCUGCCACCCCCUGUAUCAAGGCCAUCAGCCCCGGGGAGGGCUGGACCACAGGAGGCGCCACCGUCAUUGUCAUCGGCGACAACUUCUUCGAUGGAUUGCAGGUCGUGUUCGGGAACGUGCUCGUGUGGAGCGAGCUCAUCACGCCCCACGCCAUACGGGUUCAGACGCCCCCGCGGCACAUUCCCGGGGUGGUGGAGGUGACCCUGUCCUACAAGUCCAAGCAGUUUUGCAAGGGAGCCCCAGGCCGUUUUGUCUACACAGCCCUGAAUGAGCCCACCAUCGACUACGGAUUCCAGAGGCUACAGAAAGCCAUCCCCAGACACCCCGGAGAUCCUGAGAGGCUGCCCAAGGAGGUGCUGUUGAAGCGGGCGGCCGACCUGGCGGAGGCCCUGUACGGAGUGCCCAGUAGUAACCAGGAGCUCCUCCUGAAGCGCGCGGCGGACGUGGCCGAGGCUCUGUACAGCGCCCCCCGCGCGCCCGCGCCGCUGGGACCCCUGGCCCCGAGCCACCCACACCCGGCCGUCGUGGGCAUCAACGCCUUCAGCAGCCCGCUGGCCAUCGCCGUCGGGGACGCCACGCCGGGCCCGGAGCCGGGCUACGCGCGCAGCUGCAGCAGCGCGUCCCCGCGCGGGUUCGCGCCCAGCCCCGGCUCGCAGCAGAGCAGCUACGGCAGCGGCCUCGGCUCGGGCCUCGGCAGCUACGGGGCGCCGGGCGUGGCCGGCCUCGGCGUGCCCGGGUCCCCUAGCUUCCUCAAUGGCUCAACGGCCACUUCACCCUUCGCCAUCAUGCCCUCUAGCCCCCCGCUGGCCGCUGCCUCCUCCAUGUCCCUCCCGGCCGCUGCCCCCACCACCAGCGUCUUCUCCUUCUCGCCUGUCAACAUGAUCUCCGCUGUCAAACAGAGGAGCGCCUUCGCCCCCGUGCUGCGCCCACCCAGCUCCCCACCCCAGGCCUGCCCCAGAGCCCAAGGAGAGGGGCUUCCAGACCAGCCUUUUGAAGAUUCCGACAAGUUCCACUCUUCAGCCCGGGGGCUCCAGGGCCUGGCCUACUCCUAAUCACGGUCUGCGGGUGUUGCCCCCACCGAGCCCGGACUGGAGGGCCCUCUGGGAUUCACACUCAUGUCCCGGAUGGCAGCACAGACAGAUGCAGAGCCAGGGCUUCGGGCAGACAUCAACCCAGGGGCCUGAACAGGCCUCCCUGUGCUUCAGGCCUCCAGCCCCACAGGCUUCUCUCACCUCCCCUUCUUGGGGCCGGUUGAAGGCCUAGCACUGUGCUGACGCUCUUGGCAGGAGAGCAUCCCGAGGUCCUGGGAUGCUGGGCCUUACUGGGUCGGUUCCUCUGGAAGAGAUGGGCCUUGUGCAGACCAGACCAUCAGGUGGCAGGAGCCGGGGAUGGGGACUGUGGGGAAGAGGACAGCUCAGGGAGAGGUCCUGUUGGUGUCUGACCCAUCACAACUGGCCCAGCAUCCCAACUUCUCUCCGGGGCAAAGGGUGGUGCCCAGUGGCCUCAGGAGGCCUGCCCAGGCUCCCAUGGAGCUUCCAGUGGCUUCUCAACCCCCGUGGCUGCUCCCUCUGAGGCCUGCACACUCAUGCUUGCCACAUUACCAAUCCCACUGGGGGCUUCUGGCGUGGAGGGUGCCGAAGAGGGAGUGCCAAGCCCCCCGAACUGUGGGUCUUCCUUCCAGUGGCUGUCUUGUGGACUCUGGCCCCACACGCACAUGACUCUGGCCGGCCUCAUAGCACCAUGGAAUGGGCCUUGCUGCCACCGGCCUCAUAUUCUGCUCUGCUGAGGUUGGAGAAAUCAGAACAAUAAACACAGAUGCAGGUGGCCGCCCGGCCUCUCUUGCCUGCUUCCUUGG
Molecule: messenger RNA, 3355 nt
Organism: Leopardus geoffroyi (Geoffroy's cat)
Lineage: Eukaryota; Metazoa; Chordata; Mammalia; Carnivora; Felidae
Gene: EBF4
Product: EBF family member 4
Exons: 18
Coding region: 432-2552 (706 amino acids)
Biological process (GO): regulation of transcription by RNA polymerase II
Molecular function (GO): RNA polymerase II cis-regulatory region sequence-specific DNA binding; DNA-binding transcription factor activity, RNA polymerase II-specific
Source: RefSeq, a predicted model, not a curated record